AUGUCUGCCAAAUCGGGAGUCGAGCUUCGACCGCUGGGAAAGAAUGGUCCCCUCGUUCCUCGUAUCGGCCUCGGGUGCGUCCCACUAGGAGGCGGCGCAUACGGCGUCGCACUCUCUGAUGAGGAGCGCCUGGCUCUCUUGGAUGAAGCCUACAACAUCGGCGCACGUUUCUGGGACACUGUGACUCCUGCUGACCAUGGCACAGCGGACGAGUAUGCCGACGCCGAAGACGUCCUGGGCAAGUGGUUCCGCGCAAACCCCGAGAAGCGCAAGGACAUCACCCUUGCCACCAAGUUCGCCAUCCGGCCUGGAGAAGGUGGACGUUCCAAAUUCACCGUCGACUCUUCGCCGGAGUACUGCCGCGAAGCCAUUGAGAAAUCACUUUCAAGACUCGGCGUGUCAUAUGUUGACAUCUACUACGUCCACCGCCUCGAUAAGGUGACGCCCAUUGAGAAGACUAUGGAGACUCUCGUUGAGCUGAAGAACCAGGGAAAGAUCAAGCACAUUGGCCUCAGCGAGUGCAGCGCAGCCAGUCUCCGCCGAGGUCAUGCCGUUCACCCCGUUUCUUGCAUUCAGCUCGAGUACAGCCUCUUUUGCAGGGCCAUCGAAUCGCCUCAGACCCCGCUUCUAGAGACGGCUCGCCAGCUGGGUGUGGCGGUCGUGGCGUACGGCCCGCUGAACUCGGGAUUGCUGUCUGGGGCCAUCCGCACUCGUGAGGAUAUCUCGAAGCCUGGAGAUUUGCGUGGCUUCGUUCCUGCGCUUAGCGAAGAAAACCUGUCCAACAAUGUGGGUAUUGUCGAGAAGAUCUCCGAGAUUGCCAAGGAUGUAGGCGCUACCAACAGCCAACUGGCUCUGGCUUGGCUUCUGGCUCAAGGUGACGACAUUUUUCCCAUCCCCGGAACAACCAAGAUCCAUCGCCUUAGGGAGAAUACAGCGAGCAUGUCGAUUUCCCUUUUCAGCGAGCAGAAUCAGAAACUUCGAGAGCUCGCAAGUAACUUUGCGGGACAGAGGGUUCAAGAGUUGUUGGGUCAUGCCUUUGGUGAUAGUGCUCCAUUGCACUAA
This is a messenger RNA of Clonostachys rhizophaga, 1062 nucleotides long. The record is from the annotation of a GenBank genome assembly. NCBI's taxonomy places the organism in Eukaryota, Fungi, Ascomycota, Sordariomycetes, Hypocreales, Bionectriaceae.